Myripristis murdjan (pinecone soldierfish) is the source of this 7937-nucleotide messenger RNA. RefSeq names its product DOP1 leucine zipper like protein A (gene dop1a). Bases 420 to 7937 code for a protein of 2505 amino acids. Lineage: Eukaryota; Metazoa; Chordata; Actinopteri; Holocentriformes; Holocentridae. Gene Ontology annotation, biological process: Golgi to endosome transport. Gene Ontology annotation, cellular component: endosome; trans-Golgi network. The transcript is spliced from 38 exons. The record is from RefSeq and is a predicted model, not a curated record.
UUGGACGUGCCGCUGAUCUGCAAUGCAGCCUGGGAGCUGUCAUUUACUUGGCUUUGUGCUCCUGCCGUUGGAAGUUGCUGAUGUGACCGGGGUCGUUUUUCCGUACUGCGAGAAAAUCCAAGCACAGAUAAGAAUAUGUAGGAUAUGACUGAGCUCUGUGGACCCCCGAGGCUUGCUGGUCAAGACACACGGGCUGUUUGAGUCGGCUGACACGGGAGCCGGGCCCUUUGCUCCGGAGCCUAACGUUAUCAUUUCAACACACUCGGUAGCUAGCUGCUCAUAUUAUUCACGUUGUUUUGGUUCGUCAGACCAGACACAUGAUUGAAUGACAGUGGCCGACCCCUAUCACAGACCGUUGUUGGUGUGAUGUACAUAUGUGACCCUGGUGUUGCACAAUAGCACAAUAAUCUCCCAGGAGGAUGAAUGCAGAGGAAGUGGAGCUGCUCAGUGACUCCAAGUACAGGAACUAUGUGGCAGCAGUGGACAAGGCGCUCAAGAACUUUGAAUACUCCAGUGAAUGGGCAGACCUUAUCUCUGCACUGGGCAAACUCAACAAGGUUUUGCAGAACAAUGCGAAAUACCAGGUUGUUCCCAAGAAGCUGACGGUAGGCAAGCGCCUGGCCCAAUGCCUCCACCCAGCCCUGCCCAGCGGGGUCCACCGCAAGGCCUUGGAGACUUACGAGAUCAUCUUCAAGAUCAUUGGACCCAAGAGGCUUGCCAAAGACCUCUUUCUUUACAGCUCCGGGCUCUUCCCUUUACUCUCCAAUGCUGCUAUGUCUGUGAAGCCUGUGCUGCUGGGGCUGUAUGAGACGUACUACCUGCCUCUGGGCAAGACCCUGAAACCAGGCCUGCAGGGCCUGCUGACUGGAGUGCUGCCUGGUCUGGAGGAGGGCUCUGAGUACUACGACAGGACCAACACCUUGCUGGAGAAGGUGGCUGCAGCCGUGGAGCAGUCUGCCUUUUACAGCGCCCUGUGGGGCAGCAUCCUGACCAGCCCUGCCGUGCGUCUCCCGGGAGUGUCCUUUGUCCUGCUGCACCUCAAUCGCAAGCUCUCCAUGGAGGACCAGCUCUACAUCAUGGGCAGCGACAUCGAACUUAUGGUGGAAGCAGUCAGCACUUCAGUCCAGGACUCCAGUGUGCUGGUGCAGCGCAGCACCCUGGACCUGAUCCUCUUCUGCUUCCCCUUCCACAUGAGUCAGGCAACUCGUCCCGACAUGAUCAGGAUCUUGUCAGCAGCGCUGCAUGUGGUUCUAAGGAGAGACAUGUCCCUGAACCGCAGACUCUACGCCUGGCUGCUGGGCUUUGAUAACAACGGGGUGAGAACAGGGCCCCGCAGCACUAGGCAGAGCAACCCAGAGGAGCACGCCAGCCACUACUUCAACACCUACUCAAAAGACAUGCUGGUCCAGGCGAUGGUGGGGAUCCUGCAGGGGAAGGCCCGAGGUGGGGAGGAGGAAAGCAUCCUGAUGCAUGACCUCAAACCGUUUCGCAUCCUGAUCAGUCUGCUGGACAAGCCGGAACUUGGUCCGGCGAUCCUGGAGGAUGUCCUCAUUGAGGUUUUCCGGACUCUACACACACAAUGCCGCACAGAAUUGGAUCUCCAGAACCAGAAUCCAUUCAGCAAAGACCAAACACACCUCAGCAGCAAACUAAGAGAGAACAAGAAGACGGCAGAACUGAUUAAAACAGCCAAUCUCCUGUUCAACUCUUUUGAGCCGUACUACAUGUGGGACUACAUUGCCCGCUGGUUUGAGGAGUGCUGCAGGAGGACAAUGAACAGCAGCCCGCAUGCACCGCGGCAUGCUGGGAGUUCAGAUCCUCCGGAGCUCUCAUUGGUGGAGUUCUGUCAGCUUGUUGACUUCCUGCUGGAUAUUGUUUCCUUGCCUACUAGAAGCAUGAGGGUAAUCUGCCAGGAGACCUACAUUGAGAUCCAGACAGAGCAUCUCCCCCAGUUGCUGCUGCGCAUGGUGGCAGCUCUCACCUCCCAUCUCCAGGCUCUGGGCCUCGGGGAGCUCACUCACUGCCUUCGUCUCUGUUCCAAGAUCCUCAGCAAGGUACAACCACCACUGGUGUCUCCUUUGGCCCUACCCUCGGGCCCCCAGGCUCAGGGUCUCUCCAGUUCUGCCACAAGAGAAAAGACUGCAGACAAGGAGGACAAACGGGCCCUCCCUGCCACUCUGGAGUUGCCUGGAAGUGGAGAGGUGUUUGAGGAUGGGGAAAACCCUCCCAGCAGUCGCUCCUCAGAAAGUGGCUUCACAGACUUUGUUCAGUACCAGGCAGAUGGCUCUGAGGAGUCAGAGCGAACCCACCACUCCCACGCUUCCCUCAAGACGGGCCGUCGAUCCUCAGGCCCCUCUCAGGCCAAGCCUUUGGACAAGCCAGUGAUGCAGUGCUGCCUGGAGCACUUCCAGCAGUUUCUGUCCCGCCUUAUCAUCCUGUAUAUUGUCCCCAGGCAGGCGGACAGGGCUGGGGGGGAGAAAAGAGAGGUGGUGCGGUUGGGGCCUCUGGGUUCAGAGGACACCCAGCAGAAUGGACACAUGGAGAAGACAGAGUCAUGCUUAGGUGAUGGAUUGGGGACAAGCCAGAGGGAAUGUGUUCCUGCCUUUACCGCUGCCUGCCAGCUUUUCCUAGAGUGCUCCAGCUUCCCUGUGUACAUCGCUGAGGGAAACCUCAAGUCCUCACCCACACAAGAAGAACAGAAUGACAAUGAGCAGAUGCGUCCACCGGUGUGGUUGCAGACGCUGAUGGACGCCUGCUGUAUGGCUGGUGAGUUCAGCCUGCAGGGUGUGGCCAUCUCCCUGCUCAUGGACCUUGUGGGACUCACUCAGUCUGUUGCCAUGGUGACUGCCGAGAGUGUGGCAUCUAGCGGAGGCUCUGACACCACUCAGACCAUGAGUCCCAGCCAGGGCCGGGUUGCCGUCGUCAUCAGGCCACCACUCACUCAGGGAAUACUGAAGUACAUUGCCGACAAGACAGAUUUCUUCAAGAGUGUGGCCCUGAUCUUGUGGGACCAGUUGGGUGAAGGGACUCCUCAGCACCAUCAGCGCAGCGUGGAGCUCUUCUAUCAGCUCCACAACCUGGUGCCCUCCUCUGGCAUCUGUGAAGACGUCAUCAGCCAGCAGCUCAUGCACAAGGACAAGAGAAUUCGACUGGAGGCCCAUGUGAAGUUCUCUGUUCUGUGGCAUUUGACAAGAGAUUUGAACAUCACCAAAUCUGCUCCUUUUAACCGCACAUUUGACAGAUCUCUUUUCAUCAUGCUGGACAGUCUGAGUUAUUGGGAUCCAUCUGCCAGUGCUGUGGGCCGGGCCUGGCUGAACCAGGUGUUGCAGAGACAUGACAUUGCUCGGGUCUUGGAGCCUCUCCUCCUCCUCCUACUCCACCCCAAGACCCAUCGGGUCUCCAUCCAGAGGGUUCAGGCCCAGCGCCACUGGGCGCAGCCCUUUCCCAACCCAGCUGAACAGGACUCAUCAGAACCCGUCUAUACAAGAGACUCUGGCUUCUCAGACAACUUCAGCCAGAUCCAAGGGGAGAAUCUGCAGGGGGGACAAGAACACCUCCGAGGUGUACCUUUGGGUGACAUGGAGCCCUUCUGUCUGACCGUCAACCCCCUAAGUGACAGUCUGUCCUUACUGAGUCUGAGCAGUGAAAACCUCCAGCUGGCUGGUGAAUAUCAGCCAGCUGACCAACAGGGGGAGCACCAGAGCUCUGAGUCAAGUGGCUCCCAUUCAUCCACAGUAGACAAUGGCAGCUUUGAGGAGCCAGAUGGCGCCAACACUGUCGUCAAUGGCUCAAGCCAACACCCUGGGUCCACAGAUAGCAUGUCAGCAGAGGAUGAGGAUUCUAUAGAUGAGUCUGUGACCUGUGUUCUAGCAGAGCUGAUAGACAGGGUUGUAAGUGUAGUAGAAGAAGGAUCUGUUGAAAGCACAUCCCCACCUGAAGCCUGGCCGCAGACAGACUCAGACAGCACGUCCUCAGAUACCUCCACUGGUCCCCGUCUCGACUUGGGCCCUCAUCCUGGCUCCCACCACCAAACUCUGCCAGAGAUGCUGGCAGGAGGCACACUGGAGUUCCUGUCUGUCGCAACGGCUGAUAUAACUGUAGAGGAGCAGCACAGAGAGGGCAUCACGCGCCAUAGUUCAUCUCCUUCCAUCGUCACACUGCCGGACAGCUCUGGCCCAGCCACCCCAGACCACAGCCUGCAGGUGGAUGAUCCUCAGGCCCGCAAACGCAGUCACAGCAGCACCCAGCUCUCUCUGAAGGGGAAGAUCAUGGAGAGGUUGGCAGACAAAUCUCCAGGGGCCAAGCCUAAGAUCAAAAAGGCCAAAAGGAAAGAGGAGGAGAGGCUGAGGAAGGCAGCCAAUCAGGCUGAAAAGACCCGGCCACCCAGUAUUUUCUUUGGGGACAGCCUGGAUCUGGAAAACUGGUACAGCUGUGGGGAAGGUGAGGUGUCAGAGAUUGAGAGUGACACUGGUUCACCCAGUGGGGGUACCAGCAGUACUGUAGGGGGUGUCAGUGUCACAGGAGGCCGUAGAUCUUCCUCUGCGCCGCCACGUUUCAACAUCCAUCCCCUCUACCAACAUGUCCUGCUGUACCUCCAGCUGUAUGACUCCUCCCGGGCCCUCCAUGCCAUGUCAGCCAUAGCAGCCAUGCUAAGAGCUGCUCCCUCAGGAUUUGUCAGCGCCAUCUCCACUACCAGCAUCAACAACACCUACACUCCACAGCUUUCCUUGCUCCAAAACCUCCUAGCACGCCACAGGGUCUCUGUCAUGGGUAAAGACUUCUACUGCCCCAUCCCCCAGGACUCUCACUCCCACUCAUUCCGCAGCGCAAUGUACCUGGAGAUCAUCAUCUCACUUUGCCUCUAUUUCCUGAGGAGCUAUUACUCUGCCCACGUGGCCACGGGUGCUCAGGACCUGGCAGGAAACCGGGCCAUGCAGCUCACCAGCGUAGAGGUCCUGACUCUCCUCUUCAGUGAGCUAGCCAAAGUCACAGACGGUUCAGCUAAGGGUUUUGCCAGUUUCAUCAGCGACGUGCUGUCCAAGUGCAAAGUUCAAAAGGUUGUUCUACAUUGCUUGCUGUCUUCCAUCUUCAGUGCCCAGAAAUGGCACGAGCAGCGGAUGGCUGGAGUCAAUAUGGCCGCAGUUGAGGAAGGUCUGUCAGAGGACAGUGUUAUCAACCUGUCAGAGGACCAGAUCGACAGCUGCAGCGCCGUUCAAUCCCAGCUGCUGAGACUGCUGCAGAGCCUGGUGGUCCUUGAGCACAGAAUCCUGGUACCAGCUGACGAGGGAGGAGAAGGAGGGCCGGUGGGAGGAGGGUCGGGGGUUGGCGGGACAGGAAGCGGCUCCGGGGCAGGGUAUGAGCUCCUGGGCGGGGAGGUGGAGCAUGUCAAUCCUCAGCAACCAAUGACAUCGCUGCAGUAUCUACAUGGCCAGCCAAUCACGGCACAGGGUAUGUUCUUGUGUGCUGUCAUCAGGGCGCUGCAUCAGCACCAUGCAUGUAAAAUGCACCCACAGUGGAUAGGACUCAUCACAGCUACCCUGCCAUACAUGGGGAGGGUGCUGAGGAGGGUGGUGGCCUCAGUUACCCUGCAGCUGUGCAGGAACCUGGACAAUCUUCUCCAGCAGUACCGCUAUGAGACGGGCAUCACUGACACCAGACCUCAGUGGAUGGCACUCUGUAUUCCCCCUGACCUGAUCCUCACAGUGUUGGAGGGGGUGACAGCGAUCAUCCAUUACUGCUUACUGGAUCCCACUUCCCAGUACCACCAGUUGCAGGUGAGUGUUGAUCAGAAGCACCUGGCAGAGGCUCGUUCAGGCAUCCUGUCCAUCCUUCAUACCAUCAUGUCAUCUGUCACCCUGCUGUGGAGUGUCCUCUACCAGGCUGACAAUUCUGACAAACCUGCUACUGCCUCCGCUGCCUCCACCUCUAACAUCAACCUGGGCUCCACCAAGAACCUCCGUCAGCAGAUCCUGGAGCUGCUGGGUCCAAUCUCUAUGAACCAUGGCGCUCAUUUCAUGGCAGCUAUCGCCUAUGUCUGGAAUGAGAGGAAACAGGUCAAGACUCCAGUCAGGAAUAAGGUGAUUCCCACAGCCAGUGAAGAGCAGCUGCUUCUGGUUGAGCUGGUUCGUUCAGUGAGUGCAAUGCGGACCGAGACUGUCAUGCAGACAGUCAAAGAAGUUCUGAAGCAGCCGCCUGCCAUCGCAAAAGAAAAGAAGCAUCUCUCUUUAGAGGUCUGCAUGCUGCAGUUCUUCUAUGCCUAUGUUCAGAGGAUCCCUGUGUCCAGUUUGGUUGAUAGCUGGCCGUCUCUGCUGGCGCUGCUGAAGGACUCUGUUCAACUGGGAUUGCCUGCUCCUGGACAAUUCCUCAUACUGGGGGUUCUGAAUGAGUUCAUCUUGAAGAAUCCUAAUCUGGAGAGCAAGAAGGACCAGCGGGAGCUGCAGGAUGUGACACAUAAAGUGGUAGAAGCCAUUGGGACAAUUGCAGGCUCUUCUCUGGAACAAACCACAUGGCUGAGGAGGAACCUGGAGGUCAAAGCCUCUCCUCAGAUAGUUGUAGAUGGAGCCAAUCUGGAAGCUGAUGUAGAAGAUCUAAUGCUCACAGUGAUGGAGGCCUCAAGCUUCACUCCAUCAGUGUACAGUGUUCACGCUCUCACACUGCUGGCAGAGGUGCUGGCUCAUCUGCUGGACAUGGUGUUCUAUAGUGAUGAGAAGGAGCGGGUAAUCCCACUGCUGGUUAAUAUCAUGCACUACGUAGUGCCCUACCUCCGCAACCACAGUGCUCACAACGCCCCCAGCUACCGGGCCUGUAUCCAGCUGCUUAGCAGUCUGAGUGGGUACCAGUACACCCGCCGUGCCUGGAAGAAGGAGGCUUUCGACCUCUUCAUGGACCACACCUUCUUCCAGAUGGACUCCUCCUGUGUCAGCCACUGGAGAGCCAUCAUUGACCACUUGAUGACCCACGACAAGACUACAUUCAGAGACCUCAUGACGCGGGUGGCUGUCGCCCAGAGCAGCUCUCUGAGUCUGUUCACCAACCGGGACGCUGAGCUGGAGCAGAGGGCCAUGCUGCUCAAACGUCUGGCCUUCACCAUCUACAGCAGCGAGGUGGACCAGUACCAGAAGUAUCUACCGGACAUACAGGAGCGUCUGGUGGAGAGCCUGCGUCUGCCUCAGGUGCCCAUCCUCCAUGCUCAGGUGUUCCUAUUCUUCAGAGUGCUGCUGCUGCGCAUGUCGCCUCAACACCUCACCUCACUCUGGCCCACCAUGAUCACCGAACUGGUUCAGGUGUUUCUACUGAUGGAACAGGAGCUAACAGCAGAUGAGGACAUAUCAAGGACAUCAGGGCCAUCUGUGGCAGGGUUAGAGACCACCUACUCUGGAGGAAACGGUUUCUCCACCUCCUACAACAGCCAGCGCUGGCUCAACCUCUACCUGUCUGCCUGCAAGCUGUUGGACCUGGCCUUGGCCUUGCCAUCCGAGAGCCUGCCUCAGUUCCAGAUGUACCGCUGGGCCUUCAUCCCCGAGGCAUCAGAUGAUUCAGGCCUGGAAGUUCGACGGCAGGGGACUCACCAGAGAGAGUUUAAGCCCUAUGUCGUCCGGCUGGCCAAGCUGCUGAGGAAACGAGCAAAGAAAAACCCGGAGGAGGACUGCUCCAGCCGAACUCUGUCAUGGGAGCCAGGCCACCUGCUGCUGACCCUCUACGUGAUCCGCAGCAUGGAGCAGCUCCUGCCCUUCUUCAACCUGCUUAGCCAGGUCUUCAACAGCAAGGCUAGCAGCCGCUCAGGUCCCACCUACAGCCACACCACUGGAGACGCCGCCUUCCCAAGCCACAAGGACGGUCACAAGCUGGAGAGCCAGAAAGUCUUCUGGAGUCGAGCCCGUCAGAACAUUGAGGAGAUGGUGGAGAAAGACUUUCUAGAGGGCCUUAUUAAGACGUGA